UUACGUUUGAAUGAGGCGUACGCUAGUUGCGAAGGGAUUGUUGUGUUCCGUUGUGAGGUUGUGCGAAGGGGAAAACUAAUGCAGAUUACUCCACGCUUAAUAAUGGAUUUACCGGUUGGAAUAUAUGUGUCCAUUUUCAUCUUAUUUAGCUUAUAUUCAAAUAGUGUGUGUAGUCAGCUAUAUAUGGAACCAUCAAAAGACACGCAUGGUUAUUUCACAGGUGACAAUUUUUUCAUAACGUGUUUCACUACAGCAGACAGUACGUUGUCGUGGUCUGACGGCGACGGGAAUCGUAUAGAAGCAACAGAAGGAAGCCUCCAUGUGCAAAAAUCUGAUAGUAACGAAAACGGUUUGAGGCUUGUGUUCACCAACGUUGAGAAACACCAUGCAGGCACGUACACGUGUAGUGAUGACCAAGGCAGUAUUUCUUUCGAGCUCAUCGUUUACCGAUCUAUCAGCUUUACCGAUACACAGAGAGACCAGCAUGCUGCUGAAGGACAGACUGGCAUAGUAAUGUGUAAUACUCAUUCAGAUUCUAAGGUUAAUAUAAACUGGUACUUCAAUGGAAGCAAAAUUGCAGCUAGUGAGAAGUAUAAUAUAUCAGGAAAUCACUUGACUAUCCAUAAUUUAACUCGAGCUGAUGCUGGAAUUUACAAGUGCAGUGCAUUUGUGAUAACAGCUUUGAUUUCACAAGUAAAGGAUCUGGACAUCACAUUACAUGUGCAAUAUGCUCCAGAAAUCAAUGGAGACCACCAUGUUGUAUCAUUUGCAAGUAUAAGCUCAGUAAAAAAUCUUACCUGUUCUGUUUCUGCUGAUCCUCCGCCUAUGUUUGAGUGGUUACGUGAUGACAUGGAGAUUGAUAAUGGCACUGAGGACCGUUUGAUUUUCAAUAGUGAAGACAGCAGUGUUUUACAGCUUACUGUUGACUCUGAAGAUAAGUUAGGUGAAUAUAUUUGCCAAGCCAGUAAUCCUAUGGGCCAGAAAGAAGUGGUCAUUGAAUUAAAAGGGGGAGAAACACCGCCAGCUCCUGAAGUGUCUGUUGUUGGUGAAGAACAAGGAGUUGUAAAGCUGGAAAUCAAAGCUGAUGAUGCACACAAAAAUGAUGAACUCAGAAUCACUGGGUAUAAAGUUGAAUAUAUUUUGGCUUCAGAAACAUGGGAUGCAGCCAACAUCCAAGAGUUUGAAAUUGGUGAAUCAUAUGUAUUAAGAAACACAAGUUUUAACACUGAUUAUAUCAUUCGUGCUGCAGCAGUGAAUGCAGCUGGAUAUGGUCCCUUUUCUGAAGAAGUGAAAUAUGCAACACAUGCAUUACAAACAGCAUCUGUAAUAGGCCGUGCUUCUGGUUUGGUUUCAUCAUCUUUAGUACUUGCUAUUUCCAUAAUUUUCUUUCGUUUAUUUUAACAUGAAUAUAAUAAAAUAAAUAUCAGGAGAAAAACAUCAGAUACCCAGUGGAUCAUCCCAAAGGCUGGAAUUUCAUUUUCAAAAGCAUGAUUUUAAAAAUUAUUUAUUUUCAUCUCUUAAAAACUGAUCUUUUUAAUUGACUAUCCUCUGUUUGCUUCCAUAAUUAAUUCUGUGAAUGACAUGUCUGUGUAGUUAAAAAACUAAAGCAUAUACUGUCCAGGUUAUUCUCUGAAGCAGAGUUAAAAAACUAGAACAGUUGAUUGUAAAAUUUUGUAGUGCAUUUUUAAAAAAAUUAUUUUUGCAUUAAAUUGUGAUAAUUCUUUCACUUAAAAUAUAUUAAUUUCACCAAAUUCAUAGUUAUGACAUAGAAAUAAAGGAAGAUUUAAUGUCAUUUACUUUGCAUGAUACAAAUUAUAAAAUAUUUAAUUGCCUGCAUUCUUGCACAUUUUGUAAUUAACUGAUAAUAUGUAUGAUAAAUUUAUUAUAUUGUAAUAUUUCAACUGGCAUAUUUUAUACCAUAAAUUUGAUUUGCAUAAUGUAUUUAUGUUUUAAAUUGAUUUCUAUAUAGGUAUGUAUUAUAUAUGUGUGUAUAUAUGCAUACCUAUAUAUGUACCACUGAUUUUGAUUCAGUUUGUUCUUUGGUAUCUAUAUUUACUUUGUGUAUGCAUAUUGAAUGUUAAUUUCACUCUAGCAAUUAAAUCUUCUGAUAAAUAUCUGUAAUAUAGUAUUUUGUAUAUUGUUUCAUUUUUUCUUAAAUAUGUGUUUUGCAUAUAAUGUAUUUAGAAAGGAAAACUGCGUAUUUUCUGUAUUCUCAUGAAGAAAUCCUAAAGAAAAAUAUAUCUGCUUAAGUAUUCUCGAAAUAUAUAAAGAAAUUAACAGUUCUUUUUUUAUAGAAUAAAUACAAACAAAUAUAGUGGUAGUAGUAUAGUUUUUUAAACAUUGCACUGGUGUUUAAUUUGCAAAAUAUACAUUGUUUUAUGACAGUGCAUGCAUUCCAUAGCUGUCCAUAUAUUUUCCUUUCUUGAAUUAUUAAAAAAGGGCAUGCAUUCCAUAUUUAAAUCAAAUAAAUUGCUUCAGCUUUUUUAUACUACAAAUAUAAAAAUUUAUUUCAAAUGUAAAUAGUUUUUUAAUACAAAACUUUAAAUAUUUAAUAAGAAAUUUGAUGACAUGUAAUUCAUAAUUUUUUAACAAACAUUUAACAUGAAUGUCCUUUUCAUGUGUAAUAUUUCCAUAAGUUUAAAAAAGAUCAAAUUUAAUAUAUUCGUAAGAAUAUCAAUUAAAUCUCUAGUAAUUUAUAAUGCAAAUCUGUUGGAAGCUUGGUGAUUCAUAAUGGAGAGUUACAAAUGAAAAGUGCGAUUGGUCAUUCCAGCCAGGUGGAAUUAGCAUGCUAUUUCAAUAUUUCCUAAAAAAGCAAAUUUUUCCAAAGAAAAAUUUUCACUUAAAGACUGCUUGAACUUUGUAAAAUGAUUCUAAAUAUAUUUUCAUGUUUCAAGUGCUUGUGUAUUGUAACAAAGCUCAAAUAGAAACCUUUGUUUAUGUUUUAUUUUUUGUGAAUUAAUGUAUUUUAGCAAAACUUUAAGAUUUAAGAUAAUUUGAUGCAUGUGGAUCAAACACAUAUUAAGAAAAAACUGUGAAUAAAUAUCAGAAGCACAGGCUUUAUGGAGAAGUUUCUGCUAAGUAAAUAAAUACUUUUGAAUUUAAAGACACUAUGUAAAAUAUUAUCAAAUUAUUGAUAAUGAAUUUAAAAAGGCAUAUUUACAUAUAUGACUGAUGUAGAGAUUUUGUUAGCUUGUAAAUGAGAAAUAUACCUUCUGAUGAGGAAGGUAUAAUAUGCAGCAUAAGUUCUAUUGUGUCUGCAUGUGAUUUUUAAUAUACUUGUAGCAAUCUUUUUGACAAAUACUGUAAAGUGGUUAAUUCUCAGUGAAUGAUAUUUAUUUUGAUCAGAAGUAAUGGGAAAUAAUUGGGAGGAGCAGAACGUUUUUGAUUUAGACAUUUAUGUUUAAUUAACUGGCCAUCCUUGUUCCUGAUUGUUUUGAUUAAUACACAAAGUGCUAAAAAUGGAGCAGGUUUCUCUUGAAAGUUUCAUAUGGAAGUGGUUAGAAAGUUUUCUUGAAUUAUAAACUACUUUUCAUUAAAAUUGUUACAAAAAGUGUAAAACACUGCCAUUAUUUAAGGUAUCUGUAAAAAUUAAAAAAUAUUCUUUAAGUAUUUUGCCUGGCUUAAAGGAGUUGAAAAGUUACACAUUAGUACAACAUUACUACAUGGGAAGCAUUCAGUAAUAAUUGCAUCAUUUAUCCUGCUAAAAAACAGUUUUUGUAUGCGCUAUUUUAUUUCAAGAUAUUUAAAUAUGUGCAGGGAUAAAAACAUAUGUGUUCAGAGAUUUUAUUUUGUCCUGUAAAAUGUUUGAUCUUAUGUCAUCAGUUUCAUGAAAGUGAAAUGUAUUUGUAUAACUUGUAUAUAGUUGAAUAUUGCUUUUAUGAAACAUUAUUUAGAUUAUUCUUAAGAAUUGAACUAGCUUCUAAUAUUAAGAAAACUUGUGUUCUGAAAGUUAUUGAGCCUGUUCUGUGCAUCAUAUGUUAGAUCUUUAACAAACCCCUAGUCUUAGCAACAUUCUUACAAUAUCUGCUGUAAAAGUUAGCAAAAUCUUUCAACUUAUAUCCACAAAUCAUCUUUAAUAUAGUACCUUUAUGUAAUAAUAUACUUCUAUGCAUGCAGAUAAGCCUAUUUAUAAGAAAGUUAGUGCAGUAAUAGCAUGAAUUUAUUCAAGUAUAUUUGAAUAAAUUUGCAUAUUUUAUUUUAAAUAAUCCCAACCAUAAAAAUAUAUGAAAUGUUAUAACUUCUGUUUAUUUCCAUGCAAAUAUUUGAUUGUGUACAAUAUAAAAAACAAGCUUUUGUUGUAGUAUAAACUUUGAUGUAAAUAUUAUCCUGUAUUUUAUUUUAUUUUCUCUUUAUUUGUGCAUACAUAAUAAAAGUUAAAUUUCAUUUUUAUAUGUAUAUUAAUUUUUCUAAGUUUACAUUAUUAUUUCUAUUUUAUCUGUCUUCCAUUUAUC
Molecule: messenger RNA, 4451 nt
Organism: Stegodyphus dumicola
Lineage: Eukaryota; Metazoa; Arthropoda; Arachnida; Araneae; Eresidae
Product: neural cell adhesion molecule 1-like
Biological process (GO): dendrite self-avoidance; homophilic cell-cell adhesion; axon guidance
Cellular component (GO): plasma membrane; axon
Molecular function (GO): cell-cell adhesion mediator activity
Source: RefSeq, a predicted model, not a curated record